CCCACUAAUAAUAAUCAGGUGAAAGCGACUUCGGAAUCGUCGCGCGACACCGAUAAGUUUAACGACUGUGAUUAGUUAACCAGCAGCGACGGCGGAGGUGAAAGUUCAAGCAGCCAACAUGUCAGCAAAGGCGGUCAAGACAAGCAAGCCCAGCGCCUCCAAGGAGCCGUCUGCGGUCACGAAGCUCUAUCUGUUCGCGUACAACGCCGGACAGGUGGCCGGUUGGAGCUACAUCCUGUGGCAGCUGGUCAACUACUAUCUAUUGCAAGGACCCGAGUUCCGGGCACAGCAGACGCUUUGGGAGUACACGCGGCUGGCCGUGAUCAUCUUUCAAAACGCCGCCUUUGUGGAGAUCCUGAACGCGUCCUUUGGCCUGGUCAAGUCCAACCCAGUGGUCACUGGGUUCCAAGUGUUCAGCCGCAUGAUGGUCGUGGUCGGCGUGGUGAUGGCCACGCCCACGGGCAAGGUGUCGCCCGGUCUGCCGAUUGCCCUGUUCGCCUGGGCCAUUACCGAGAUCAUCCGAUACGGAUACUACGCUCUAAACAUCGUUAAGGUGGUGCCCCACUUUGUAGUCUUCUUGCGCUACACCACCUUCAUUGUCCUGUAUCCCAUCGGAGUGACUGGGGAGCUGCUGUGCUUCUGGUGGGCCCAGAGCUAUGCCCGCGAGAACAGUGUAUGGAGCGUGGUGAUGCCCAACAAGUGGAACGCCACCUUCUCGUACUUUGGAUUCCUGUGGAUCGUAAUGCUGGGCUACAUCCCCAUCUUCCCGCAGCUGUACCUGCACAUGUUCGCCCAGCGCCGCAAGAUCUUGGGGGGAGCGCCCAGUGGAGCAGCCAAAAAGAAGGCCAACUGAACCCUGACCAGCGACGAAUGCAAAUUAUUGCAUCAUUUGCAUAUCUUUGGCCCGCGCACUUUGGAGCCGCGUUCGCUGUAUUGGGGUCUCUCUUGCCUCACCUCUUGCACAAGCACAUUCGCUCGGACUAAGCUUAGGUAUAAGUGGUUUUGUGUGUACAAAUAUAAACCUUAGAUACUCUUCCAA
Messenger RNA from Drosophila kikkawai, 1039 nucleotides. It is a transcript of the gene Hacd1, whose product is annotated as 3-hydroxyacyl-CoA dehydratase 1. Gene Ontology annotation, molecular function: 3-hydroxyacyl-CoA dehydratase activity. Gene Ontology annotation, cellular component: endoplasmic reticulum membrane. Lineage: Eukaryota; Metazoa; Arthropoda; Insecta; Diptera; Drosophilidae. Gene Ontology annotation, biological process: very long-chain fatty acid biosynthetic process; sphingolipid biosynthetic process; fatty acid elongation. The record is from RefSeq and is a predicted model, not a curated record.